AUGGAUUUGCUCGGUGAUAUUGUUGAAAAAGAUACUACUAAUGAUAAUAAUACUGAUGCAGUUAAUUGCGACGUACAUGGAUUCCCAGAGCCGUUUAGACCCAAGCAAAUUUCAUCCUGGAAACAACGUCUAAGUGCCAAGAAAGGCAAAAACAAUACAGGUUCACAACCCUUACCAUCGGAAGCUCCUUCUAAACCCUCCAACCCAACCUCUGCUGCGCAAUCUAUUCAUGAAGAAAAUCUUCAGGCUUUGAAGCAAAUGUCUCCAGAAGCCAUCGAAAAAGAAAGGAAUGAACUAAUGGAAUCGUUAGAUCCAAAAUUGGUUCAAAAGUUGAUUCGUAAUAUGGAAAAAAGAGCAUCAGAAAACCAACAAACACUUUUCCCAGAAGUGGAAGGUGCUCCUGGCACCUGGGUUGGUGGUAAUAGGGAAAAUGGAGAAUUACCUAGCCUGAGCGAUGAACAAGUCGAUAAGGCACUGGGAAUACAAUCCAACAGCAAACCUAAGGAAAAAUCCGUUUCAUUUGCAGAAGAACCAUCCGAGACACCUAGCCAACUUCCACCAAAGGAAUCCCUUCAAGAUUUAGAUGAAGACGAUGUUGCUCCACUAGAUUUCCAGGCGGCUCAAUCCGUCGACCACAUGGCCAAUCAAGAGUUAUUCCAAGAUGUACAUUUCAUGAAACCUGAAGAAUCAGAGGAAGAAAAGUUGCGUCUAGAUGAUCCCGAUUUCGAUAGUAAGCUUCAUGAUAAAUUUUUCCCAGAUUUACCAAAGGAUGUGGAGAAAUUGAAAUGGAUGCAACCUUUACCUGAAACCAAACCCGGUGACACAGUUAUCGAAGAUGUUUCUCAAUGUAGAUUCGAUUUUAACGGUAAUCUAGUGCCUCCAACAAGAGAAAUUACUUCGACAGUGCAUUCUGCAUUGCAUCAUCACUCAGAUGAUCCUCAACUAGCUGGUUACACCAUUCCCGAAUUACAAAGACUGUCAAGAUCUACAUUUCCAGCACAACGCGCUAUAGCGGUUCAAACUUUGGGUAGAAUUCUCUACAAACUGGGUAAACAGUCUUAUUACCAAUUGGUUCCUGAAGUCGAUCCAGAGACGUAUAAAGAAGAAGGUAGUGCGCAAGGUGUGAUUAACAAGAUCUACUCGAUGUUUUGGGAUCUGUGCAACGAUUGUCGAAUAAUAGAUUGCCUACAAGACGCCGCGGAUGAGACCAAGACAAGACAUAUAUCGGUUAGAAAUUACGCCUUAGAAGCUCUGUGGCUUUGGAAAACAGGCGGUGGUGAUUUCAGGGGAAAAUCGCCUAAUAGUUAUAAUGAAGAUAAUGUAUGA
This is a messenger RNA of Zygosaccharomyces rouxii, 1326 nucleotides long. RefSeq names its product Rba50p (gene RBA50). Bases 1 to 1326 code for a protein of 441 amino acids. The transcript has a single exon. The record is from RefSeq and is a predicted model, not a curated record. Lineage: Eukaryota; Fungi; Ascomycota; Saccharomycetes; Saccharomycetales; Saccharomycetaceae. Gene Ontology annotation, biological process: transcription by RNA polymerase II. Gene Ontology annotation, cellular component: nucleus.